CUUGUCUGCACCAUUGUGUUCGAAAAUUUAAGUAUUUAAAUUUAAUUGGGAGUUCCUAUAUGGAUUAAUUCGAAACACCGAAUUUAAAAAUUCGUUAAAUUGUUAAGUGAAUAGCACAUGAUAUAAUUAGUGCAUCAUCUUUCGUUUAUUAAAUUAGUACUUCAAUGAAAACCGGUAGACGUGUAUGACAAUGGCGGCUGAUAGAGAAGCGUGUCGAGUUUAUUAUAACGGAGAUCGAUUGAGUAUUGGUUCAGAGGAUAGUUUAAACCAUUCAAACAUAGAAGGAGAUUUUAAUAAGGAGAACGAAGAGUCAAUUCAGAAAUGGGGAUUUAGGUUGAAAGAUUUGUAUCGUCUCGCCUUAAGAUUUUAUAAAGAGAAAGAAGGGAAAGCUGUUCAUCUAUCAUAUGAAGACAAAUUAAAACUUGUAGCCUACAUAUGUCAAGUAAGCCAUGGCAAGUUCAACCCAGACACUCUGCCCCCUUUAGGAGUUCUGGAUGUGAUUGGGCGAGACAGGCGUCUGGCAUGGCAGGCGUUGGGUGGCGCAAAUCAGUAUGAAGCAAUGGCAGGCUUUGUCGAGUUGCUCGACAAGCUGUGUCCAAUGUUCAGACAUUUUGUGGAGGCACACAAGUGGGAUGUGGAGGAACGUAAAAGAGUUGCUCGUGAGGAAGAAGCAGCUCGCCAAGAAGAGGCAGCACGACUGAGGCUGGAAGAGGAGGAGCGCCAGCGUGAGGAGGAGGACCGUGCCAAGCAGGAGGCUCAGAGGAGACAGAUUCAGGAGGCUUUGAAUCAACAGACCUACCACCAGUUCAAGUUGUAUGCAGAGCAUCAGUACCCAGGCAACCCUGAGCAGCAAGGAGUAUUGAUCCGGCAACUACAGGAACAGCAUUACCAUCAGUAUAUGCAGCAGUUGUACCAACAGCAGUGUUGCAAACAAAAGCUGCAACAAUUUUCGACUGUUGAGGGCCCAAUGGAUGAAACAGCCCAUCUGCUGAGUAAUGGAGGGGUAGAUGCUCUGGAGAGAGAUAUGGAGAGUGAGGAAGAUGGCACACAAGGUGAAUUCCCCACAAUUUCUGCAGCUUCCAUGUGGACUCGCAAGGAUAUUAAGGAGUUCAAGGAUUCUGUCCGGGAAGAGGGUGGAGAUGCCGUCAUCAAAGUGGGACAUGGCGAGACGGUCACGGUUCGAGUACCAACACAUGAGGAUGGCACGUGUCUGUUCUGGGAAUUUGCCACUGACAGCUAUGAUAUUGGUUUUGGAGUGUACUUUGAAUGGACCACGUCUGCAAGUAGCCAAGUGUCGGUACACAUCUCAGAGAGCGAGGAUGAAGAUGACGACGACGAUGAUGACGAUGACGACGAUGGAGAGGAUUUAGAGGGAGGCAGUGGGCUGGCAGGCACAAAGGCAACAGACCUGAGCAACCGUCCUCCGCUGUCAGUCAUUGUGCCAGUGUACCGACGAGAUUGCCAGGAGGAAGUAUAUGCAGGGAGUCAUGUGUAUCCAGGACAAGGUGUGUACCUCCUCAAGUUUGACAACUCGUACUCUUUGUGGCGUUCCAAGACAUUGUACUAUCGAGUCUACUACACACGUUGAACAGAUUCUGCAGUAUUUAUUUCAGUCAAGGUGAGCCACAAGCUGAUGGUGCAGUGCUGGUGAGGCCAGAGUCUUUGCCCUUGCCAUUUAUUAGUUGGCAAGUUAUGUGGUCUCAUCUUUCUACAUGUAAUAGGUGUACAUUUGUAAUAACACUGUGUUGUACAUACUAGUAAGUGUAAGGCUAUCUAUGUAAAUUAAAAUUAUCAAUAAAACCUUUAUCAAUGAA
Molecule: messenger RNA, 1814 nt
Organism: Zootermopsis nevadensis
Lineage: Eukaryota; Metazoa; Arthropoda; Insecta; Blattodea; Termopsidae
Product: Golgi resident protein GCP60
Cellular component (GO): Golgi membrane
Molecular function (GO): fatty-acyl-CoA binding
Source: RefSeq, a predicted model, not a curated record